This is a messenger RNA of Chaetomium fimeti, 351 nucleotides long. RefSeq lists its product as uncharacterized. The record is from RefSeq and is a predicted model, not a curated record. The transcript has 2 exons. Lineage: Eukaryota; Fungi; Ascomycota; Sordariomycetes; Sordariales; Chaetomiaceae. Bases 1 to 351 code for a protein of 116 amino acids.
AUGUGUACCUGGGAGUUAGUCAAGUUCUCCGAGUGUCGCCACAGCGAGCUGCAGAAGAUGGCAUACUCGUGCGAUAUAUACCGGCGCCACGUCUACGGCUCAUGCGUCUAUGACGAGCGCUACGACCGCGACCGCGUCUGCAAAGUCUUCAGCGAGGGUUUCUGCACCAGGUGUUCGGAGCUCUUCAAAUACGUCAACUACGAGUUUGCAUCUCAGCCAGGACCAACAAAGUUUGCGGCGCCGCCCCGCGAACGGUGGAUCCGCGUCAUCCGGGGGAGGUGGGUCCCGCAAUUCCGGAUUCCGGAGGCCGGCCCGGAGGUCUCCGGGUCUUACUCGGCGCUUUUCUUCUAG